This is a messenger RNA of Closterium sp. NIES-67, 1802 nucleotides long. The record is from the annotation of a GenBank genome assembly. Lineage: Eukaryota; Viridiplantae; Streptophyta; Zygnematophyceae; Desmidiales; Closteriaceae.
GGUCAAGAAGAUACUGUACGUGCACAUCAGCGAAAGUGCCGCUAAUUUGACAAGCCCAGCUGUCGAAUAAUAGCUGAAACCCAGUGAGCUCACACGGGGUAGGACAUAUCCGAAGAACGUUCACCAUUUCCUAUUCCGCUGUUUCGGCAAAACCACUCGCUUCGCCCUGCCAGCACAUUUGCCGCUACGGUUCAGAGUACGUAGUAACAGGUCUCCGUUACCCCUGACGGCCCGCCGUCAGAAUGGCCGGCCGCCAGCCCAGCUGUUCACCCGGCUGCUUGCCGCUAGAGGCCGUUUGCUUCGUGCCUUCGGGGGGGGUCGCCGGCGACGUGUAUUCGCGACUAGACGAUGAAACGCGGGAAGAACGCAUGGCGGAAGCCGAACAGCGAGAAACCCUAGAAAAUCGUCAGGGUGGGGGGCGCAUGUCGAACGGAGGAGAACAGAUGGCGGAUUUCGCUGGCCCGUCUGACAGAGCGCGCCAAUGCGACGAUGGUCGGGGAGCAGCGACGGGUCCAGAGCGCGCCAAUUCGGGCUUCGGCGGCGGAGAGGGGCGCAGUGGCGGAGAAGAGAGGAGAGCGGAAGGACGCGGGGGGAAGAGCGGGGACGGUGAUGGGUUGGCUGGGGGGAAGGCCACGUGGCAGGCGCGGAGUGGCCUGCGGCUGCGGCCGCGAUUUAAGGGACCCUCGGACCGCGUGGCGAAGCGAGUGGACGCCCCCGAUGACGUGCUUGCGAGCUACGACGACGCUUUUCUCUUCGGCCGCAUCCCCCUGCCCAUGCGCCUGCGAGCCAUGCUCUCCAAGGGACCGCUCGCUCGCCUCUUCCAGAUUCUGGACGUGGUGGCGACGAUGGGGUCCGUCUCGCUCUAUGUGUGGCACACCUACAAUCCCGACAACAGCGUGGAGUGGAUGGUCACUCUGCAGACCGUCUUCAGCUCCUUCUUCCUGCUCGACUAUGUCAUCAACAUCUUCAGUGCAUACUCGUGGGUGCACUACGUCAUCUCGUGGCAUGGCCUGCUGGACCUCAUCUCGCUGCUGCCCCUCGUCCUCAUCCGCCUGAACCGCGAUGUGGGCAGCAGCAGCACCAGCGUGCGCCUGCCGCAGCUCCUCACCUUCCUUCGAGUCAUCCGCACCAUAUCCAUCGUGAAGGCGGCGCUCACCAUGCGCAACACAAUCGCCAAAGAGAUCAUUGCCCUCGGGUUCACUCUCUUCACCACCUUGCUGGUGGGAGCGGGCAUAUUCCAGUUCGCGGAGUACUGGGGCACAAGUGACGCGUAUAAGACGGAGCACGAGUGCCCUCAGAGUGGCUGCACCAACUUCUUCGACUCCUUCUACUUCAUGGUCGUCACGGUGGCAACAGUGGGGUAUGGUGACGUGACGCCGCACUCCGCCUGGGGUCGCGUGGUAACCGUGUUCACCAUAUUCGGCGCGCUCACCUAUAUUCCGCUGCAGGUCAACCGCCUCGUGCAGCUCGCCUCCAACCGUCCCUACGGCGGAUCGCUGUCGCGCUACCGCACGGUGGGGGUGCGCUUUGUGGUGAUCUGGGGGGUGUCAUCCGUGCAGUGCGCUCGCGACCUGCUCUCCUCCUUCUUUUCCCCGCUGCACAACGGCAGUCAGUGCACCCACCUCCUUCACGCAUUGACCCUCUUGGCCCCGUUAACUUGGGCACUGUGAUCCCACUGCUUGCCACUCCAAUCUCUCUCAUGCGCUCGUGACCUGCUCUGCUCCUUCGUCUCGCUGCUGCGAAACGGCAGGCAGUGCAUUUACCUCGUUUUGCUGACUCUGCAGCCUAGAUUGACUUUGUUG